AUGUCGUCCCUAAACGUCUAUGAGAGAAGAAGAAAGAUGGACCUAAGUGACAAUCAAUGGCUCCCAACCACCCCGACAAAGUCCACUCCCUUGUCCCAUAUCUGUGAUGAAUCCAUAGUCAUUUCGACUUCACUGGGCGGAGAUAAUGAAAUUGCAGCUAAAAGGUCUACUUUUGCAGACUCGGUGCCUGAUCAGGAAUCAGCAGCUAUUAACAAAAUGGCUCCGUCAUCCCAAAGUUGCGAUCUUGAUGAUAAAUUUGUUCCAAGCUUUGGCGUCUCAACCCCUGGAAAGCCGAUUCCCCUGGGACCCAAUUCUCAUGUUUCUGUUGAGUCAUCAGUCUUCGCACCUCCACGGGAAGGUGACCUUGAAACUGUGACUGAAAGGGCUGAUACGGCAGACCCAACCCAUGACCAAGAAUCAAAAACCACAGUUAUUGACAAAGAUGCAGGUCAUGAUAUUACUGCCAAACUUACUGAAUCUACGCCCAUCCUUGGCACCUCUACCCCUGCUACAAAAGAUAGGAAAAGAAAGGCCAAUCAACAAAAUAAUGUUGCAACACUACAGAAGAAGAAGAAGAAGGUGUAUUGGCCUAAAGUGCAAGGCCAAACGAAACGGAAGACAACACCUAAAGUGCCCCAUGAAAGCAAGACUAAGGGAAGGCGUGUUUCUAAGGUGAAUGGUGACAAUGGUAAAUAUAAAAGGACUUCGAAAUCAAAGUCAGCGAAGAAAUCAAAAGAGAGUGCUUCAAAAGUGGAUGAGGGCAGAUUUGACAUGUUCUACUGUGAAGCGCAGUAUAAUAUAGAGAAGCAUGAAGUUCAAAAUGAAUGGUUUUCUACACUAAGAGAGCAUAUCAUGUCAGAAAAGACUCUCUCACGUUCCAAAAGAAAACCAUCUAAGCGUUCUUUGACAUUUGAACUGGAAGAAAAUUUUGAAGAUCCUAUACAUAUGCAGAAUGAGCUUGAUGAAUUGGGUUUUAAAGGUGAUUCUUUACACAUAUUGAAGAAGAAAAUACCUCAAAAGAGAAUGAAUCUGAAUUGUCCUUUACUUGUUAGAAUUAGGAGAAUGAAAUUCAAUUUUCCUACGCAAAAGCGAUCAGAAAGUCAAAAGAGAAAAAGGAUCCGGGAAUUGAAAUUACCAUUUCAGUACAUCAAAAAGCGAAAGAGAUCAAAUAAUCGUAGGAGAAAAAUCAACUUAUGUGGCAUUGUAAUUUGCAAUCAAAUUUCUUUGCCCAAUCAAGGAGUUGAUGAAGGAAAAACAGAAAACUUGGGAUUGGAAGGAGAUAAAUUUGAGUGGAAGACAAAAGGGAAGAGGGCCAUAGAGAGAAAGAAAGCAAAGUCAACCAACUUUACAAUAGACAAAAUCCCAAAGCAAGAAUUUGGGAAUUGGGAAACAAGAGAGGGAAGUAAGGCCCUAUGUACUAUAUGCAACUUUGUGAAGUGUCCUUUAGAUGAAGACAAUGAGAGCGAGAAUGAAGUGAGAGAUGAAAGGAAAGGAAAAGCAAGAAGAACAAGAAAAAGUGUGUCAAGUAAGGAAAUGAAGGUUCUCAUCAAGAAAUUCCAAUCUUUGAGCAUCAAUUAUGGGAAUAAAGAAAAGAAAGGAGCUUCUUACAAGAAUCAAGAGAGAAGGUUAAUUUCUUAUAAAGGAUCAAGAGAAGGUUGGCCAAUAAAAGUCAAUGUGAACAAUACUGAGUUGGUUUCUUACAAAAUCAAGAAGGCGAGUAAUAGAUCUUUCUCGUCAUGGAAAGGUUCUGUUUUAGAUUCUGUCAUUGGAGUUUCAACUCUUAUUGUCAACAGCUCUGCCUACAUGUCUCUUGCAUCUACCUUUCCAAUCAAAACUUCUGAAGAAAGAAAAGGCAAUUUACCUCUAUUGAAACUUGAAAAUUCCUCAUCAGAAGCUAGUUUAAAUUUGGGGAAUAAAAGACUAUACUCUCCGGGUAUGGUUUUUGGGAAGAAAAAACCCACUUCUACGAGGAAAAAAGGUGAUCAAGCAGAGCAAGAGAGAAAGAAGAAGGAAGAAGAACAAGCUGAGGAACAAGACAAGCAAUAUUGGGAAUCAUUGAGAAGAAGAUAUAUACAAAACUGCACUCCACGAAGCGGUGAUCAUGCUGACUCAGUUGAUUGGGAAGCAGUGAGAUGUGCAGACGUCAAUAAAGUUGCUAAAGCUAUUGAAGGUCGUGGUCAACACAACAUUAUUGCUCAAAGAAUACAGGCUUUACUCAACAAGUUGGUAGAAAUGCAUGGGAGUAUUGAUCUUGAAUGGUUAAGAUAUGCUCCACCCUACGAAGUAAAGGAGUAUCUUCUAAAAGUAUAUGGUUUGGGAUUGAAAAGUGUGGAAUGCAUAAGACUUUUAGCACUUAAGCAAAUUGCUUUCCCGGUGGAUGUAAAUGUUGGAAGAAUAGCAGUGCGAUUGGGAUGGGUUCCCCUUGAACCAUUACCUGGCUCAAUUCAAUUCCAUCUGUUAGAUCAGUAUCCCAUAAUUGACAUGGUACAACAAUAUCUUUGGCCACGAUUAUGUACCCUUGACCAGCCGACAUUGUAUCAGUUACAUUAUCAUCUCAUCACAUUUGGAAAGGUAUUUUGCACCAAGAAACAACCAAACUGCAAAGCUUGUCCAAUGAGAGGAGAAUGUAAACAUUUUGCAAGUGCUUCUGCAAGUCCAACGUUUGCCCUUCCUGGAAACGAUGCCGAAGGAAGGCCAAAUAAUAGUUCAGAGAGAUCCGAUGUUGCUGCUAAACAUUUGGAAGGUUUCAGUGAUCCGUUAAUUGUUUCUAAUGUGAAAGACACAUCAACCACCAACACAAAGGAGUGUGAACCCAUUGUUGAUUACCCUGCCUCACCCAUUGCUGAAAAUACCCAGGCUGAAAUAGUAGAUAUAGAGGACCUUUGCAAGGGUGAUGAUGACCCUGAGGAAUUUAUCACAAUAAAGCUCAAUGAAGAGCGUUUGAAUUACUUUGAACGAAGUGAGAUGGAGAAUUCAAAUGUUGUGGUUGCUUAUAAUCCAAACAGGGGAAAAUCUAUGCCAAAGAUGAAAAGUGUCAGUCGUUUAAGGACUGAGCGUAUGGUUUAUGUGCUUCCUGAUACGCAUCCUCUCUUAGCUGAGUUCCCAGUGAGAGAAAUUGAUGAUCCUUCAAACUAUCUUCUUGUUAUGUGGACACCAGGAGAAUUAAAAGAACCAUGUGAGGCAACAACUCAGAACCAGUGCAGUUGCUCCAACAACAACUGCUUCUUUUGCAAUAAUAUCAAGGAAGCGAACAACCAGACAGUACCAGGAACUAUUUUGGUACCUUGUCGGACUGCAACGAACGGGAGAUUUCCACUGAAUGGAACUUACUUUCAAGUUAACGAGGUAUUUGCUGAUGCCGCUUCCAGCCAACACCCAAUCGAUGUUCCUACGAAGUGGCUCUGGAAUCUUCCAACUCGAAUUGCAUAUUUCGGGACUUCAACCUCCACAAUAUUCAGAGGUUUGCCCUUGGAAGAAAUUCAAGAAUGUUUUUGGAGAGGGUAUGUUUGUGUGAGAGCAACUGAUCGGAAAACAGGAGCUCCCAGGCCAUUACCAGACAGAUUUCACUGCAAAACAGCAGACCAGCAAAUAAUGAAGAAGAAGAAAAAGCAGAGAAAUAAUGAAGAUUUGAAAGGUAAUGAAUCUGUAAAUGGGUGAUUAAUUAGCGCUAUGGGCGCAUGUGUUGUGAAUCAAGCAUCAUGCUGUCUCUGAUCUUGAGUUCAGGUCUUUCAUUUAACUCUGGGGCUAUGGGGUUUCGGACUAUGCUAGGCCCUUCCAU
This is a messenger RNA of Neltuma alba, 3778 nucleotides long. Its product is annotated as DEMETER-like protein 3. NCBI's taxonomy places the organism in Eukaryota, Viridiplantae, Streptophyta, Magnoliopsida, Fabales, Fabaceae. The transcript has 19 exons. Gene Ontology annotation, molecular function: DNA demethylase activity; DNA N-glycosylase activity. Bases 1 to 3657 code for a protein of 1218 amino acids. Gene Ontology annotation, biological process: base-excision repair; chromosomal 5-methylcytosine DNA demethylation pathway. The record is from RefSeq and is a predicted model, not a curated record.